Molecule: messenger RNA, 4605 nt
Organism: Tupaia belangeri chinensis (Chinese tree shrew)
Lineage: Eukaryota; Metazoa; Chordata; Mammalia; Scandentia; Tupaiidae
Gene: NCAPD2
Product: non-SMC condensin I complex subunit D2
Exons: 33
Coding region: 188-4387 (1399 amino acids)
Biological process (GO): mitotic cell cycle; mitotic chromosome condensation; meiotic chromosome condensation
Cellular component (GO): nucleus; condensed chromosome, centromeric region; condensin complex
Molecular function (GO): histone binding
Source: RefSeq, a predicted model, not a curated record
CCUGACUUAGAGGCGGGUCUUUAUCUACCUCUCCCGGGGAUUGGCCAGUAUCUCCGCCAACUUGCAAACUGCCUCGCUGAUUGGUACAUGUUGCGCACUCGUGCUUUUUCCUUCCAUUUCUGCCCAGCUCCCUGAGUCUGAGAAGCCGCGAGAGAGUUAUUCAGCCCUGUGAGCCAGCUGGAGAAGGAUGUCUCCCCAGCUGUUUGAGUUCCAUCUGCCCUUGUCCCCAGAGGACUUGUUGAAAAGUGGAGGGGUGAAUCAGUAUGUGGUACAAGAGGUAUUGUCCAUCAGACAUCUUCCAUCGCAGCUUAGAGCAUUUCAGGCGGCCUUCCGAGCUCAGGGGCCUCUGGCUAUUCUGGAGCACUUUGAUACCAUCUACAGCAUUUUACAUCACUUCCGAGGUAUAGAUCCUGGCCUCAAGGAAGAUACCCUGGAGUUCCUGAUAAAAGUGGUGUCCCGCCACUCCCAGGAACUUCCGGCCAUUCUGGAGGACGCAGCUCUGAGUGUGUCAGAGAGAAGUGCCCAUCUGAAUGCCCUCAAAAUGAACUGCUACGCUCUCAUACGCCUCCUGGAAUCCUUCGAGACCAUGGCCAGCCAGUCAAGCCUCGUGGACCUGGACCUUGGCGGGAAGGGUAAGAAGGCUCGGACCAAGACAUCCCACGGCUUCGACUGGGAAGAGGAGAGGCAACCAGUUCUUCAGCUCUUAACACAGCUUCUCCAGUUAGACAUCCGUCACCUGUGGAACCACUCGGUAAUGGAAGAGGAGUUCGUUAGUUUGGUUACUGGCUGUUGCUACCGCCUCCUGGAGAACCCCACCAUUAGUCACCAGAAGAACCGCCCCACCCGAGAAGCCAUAACACACCUGCUUGGUGUGGCCCUAACGCGCUACAACCACAUGCUCAGUGCCACCGUGAAGAUCAUCCAGAUGCUGCAGCACUUUGAGCACGUGGCGCCGGUGCUGGUGGCGGCCGUGAGUCUGUGGGCAACCGACUACGGAAUGAAGAGCAUAGUGGGAGAGAUCGUGAGACGGAGUGGGACAGAGGGUCCCCAGGAGCUGAGUCGGGACUCUUCAGGGGCGAAGGGCUUCGCAGCCUUCCUGACGGAGCUGGCAGAGCGAGUCCCGGCCGUGCUCAUGUCCAGCGUGUGUGUGCUGCUGGAUCAUCUGGAUGGAGAGAACUACAUGAUGCGCAAUGCCGUGCUGGCCGCCAUGGCAGAGAUGGUGCUGCAGGUGCUGAACGGCGACCAGCUGGACGCGGCAGCCCGGGACACUAGAGACCAGUUCCUGGACACCCUGCAAGCCCACGGCCACGACGUCAACUCCUUCGUGAGGAGCCGUGUUCUGCAGCUCUUCACCCGGAUCGUCCAGCAGAAGGCGCUCCCCCUGAUGCGUUUCCAGGCAGUGGUGACCUUAGCAGUGGGACGUCUAGCGGACAAGUCGGUGCUAGUUUGUAAAAACGCCAUCCAGCUGCUGGCCAGUUUUCUGGCCAAUAAUCCCUUUUCCUGCAAGCUUAGCGAGUCUGACCUCGCUGGACCUCUGCAGAAGGAGACUGAGAAACUGCAGGCCAUGAGGGCUGCCCAGCGCCAGGCUGCAGCUGCUCCGCUGGAUCCGGAGGAGGAGUGGGCAGCCAUGCUGCCGGAGCUGAAGUCUACCUUGCAGCAGCUUCUAGCGCUCCCCCAGGAGGAAGAGGUGGCUCCUGUACAGAUCGCUAACGCAGAGACCGCUGAGGCCGUGAAAGGCCGCAUCCGUCAGCUGCUUGCCAGGGCUAGUUACAAGCAGGCCAUCACUCUCACUCGAGAAGCCCUCGGCCACUUCCAGGAGGCUGAACCCUUCAGUCACACAGACCCGGAGGAGUCAGAGGAGACCAGAUUCCUGAAUCUCCUGGGAAUUAUCUUCAAAGGCCCAGCCGUUUCCAAGCAGGAGAAGGAUCCCCAGGACUCUGCCGGGAACGUGGUGCCUGGAGAGACUGUCUGUAAAGACGAGUCCAGCGUGCCAGAGCCUGAGGGGCCCAGGGGCAAGGAUGAGCUGGUGAAGCAGCAGAUGCUGGUGCAGUACCUGCAGGACGCCUACUGCUUCUCUCGGAAGAUCACGGAGGCCAUCGGCCUCAUCAGCAGGAUGAUGUAUGAGAACACAACCACAGUUGUGCAGGAGGUGAUUGAGUUCUUCGUGACGGUGUUCCAGUUCGGGGUGCCCCAGGCCCUGAUUGGGGUGCGCCGCAUGCUGCCUCUCAUCUGGUCUAAGGAGCCCGGUGUCCGGGAGGCUGUGCUUAAUGCCUACCGCCAGCUCUACCUCAGCCCGAAAGGGGACUCCUCCAGAGCCAAGGCCCAGACCUUGAUUCAGAACCUCAGUUUGCUGCUGGUGGAUGCCUCGGUCGGGACCAUUCAGUGUCUUGAGGAAAUUCUCCGUGAGUUCGUGCAGAAGGAUGAGUUGAAACCAGCAGUGACCCAGCUGCUGUGGGAGCGGGCCACCGAGAAGGUCCCCUGCUCUCCCCUGGAGCGCUGUUCCUCUGUCAUGCUUCUCGGCAUGAUGGCACGAGGAAGACCGGAAAUUGUGAGGAGCAACUUAGACACGCUGGUGAGCGCAGGGCUGGACGAGAAGCUCCCGCACGACUACAGGCUGGCCCAGCAGGUGUGCCACGCCAUCGCCAACAUCUCUGACAGGAGGAAGCCUUCUCUGGGCAAACGGCACCCUCCCUUCCGGCUGCCUCAGGAGCACAGGCUGUUUGAGCGACUCCGGGAGAUGAUCGUCAAAGGCUUCGCCCACCCAGACCCACUCUGGAUCCCGCUCAAAGAGGCGGCAGUGGGCCUCAUCUACCAGCUGGCCGAGGGCCCCGAGGCGAUCUGUGCCCAGAUGCUGCAGGGCUGUGCGAAGCAGGCCCUGGAGAAGCUGGAGGAGAGCAGCUCCCAGGAGGACCCGAAGCAGACGCCCCUGGCACUCCCCACCUUCCUGUUGAUGAACCUGCUGUCCCUGGCCGGGGACCUGGCCCUGCAGCAGCUGGUCCACUUGGAACAGGCCGUGAGCGGGGAGCUCUGUCGGCGCCGAGUUCUGCGCGAAGAACGAGAGCACAAGACCAAAGACCCAAAGGAGAAGAGCGUGAGCUCUGAGACCGCCAUGGAGGAGGAGUUGGGGCUGACGGGGGCCACUGCCGAUGACACGGAGGCGGAGCUAAUCCGUAGCAUCUGCGAGAUGGAGCUGUUGGACGGCAGACAGUUACUGGCUGCCGUGGUCCCACUGGUGCUCAAAGUCUGCAACAGCCCUGGGCUCUACAGCAACCCGGACCUCUCUGCAGCUGCCUCCCUCGCCCUUGGCAAGUUCUGCAUGAUCAGCGCCACUUUCUGUGACUCUCAGCUUCGUCUUCUGUUCACCAUGCUGGAAAAGUCUCCACUCCCCAUCGUCCGGUCUAACCUCAUGGUUGCCACUGGGGACCUGGCCAUCCGCUUCCCCAACCUGGUGGACCCCUGGACACCUCACCUGUACGCUCGCCUCCGGGACCCAGCUCAGCAAGUGCGGAAGACAGCGGGGCUGGUGAUGACCCACCUCAUCCUCAAGGACAUGGUGAAGGUGAAAGGGCAGGUGAGCGAGAUGGCCGUGCUGCUCAUCGACCCCGAGCCUCAGAUCGCCGCCCUGGCCAAGAACUUCUUCAACGAGCUUUCCCACAAGGGCAACGCAGUCUACAACCUCCUUCCGGAUAUCAUCAGCCGCCUGUCAGACCCCGAGGGCGGGGUGGAGGAAGAGCCUUUCCACAUCAUCAUGAAGCAGCUCCUCUCCUACAUCACCAAGGACAAGCAGACCGAGAGCCUGGUGGAGAAGCUGUGUCAGCGCUUCCGCACCGCCCGAACCGAGCGGCAGUGCCGGGACCUGGCCUUCUGCCUGUCGCAGCUGCCCCUCACAGAGCGAGGCCUCCGCAAGAUGCUGGACCAUUUCGACUGCUUUGGGGACAAGCUGUCGGAUGAGUCCAUCUUCAGCACGUUCCUGUUGGUGACGAGCAAACUGUCACGCGGGGCCAAGCCUGAGGGCAAGGCUAUAAUAGAUGAAUUCGAGAAGAAGCUUCGGGCCUGUCACACCAGAGGGUUGGAUGGUGGAGAGGAGGUGGAGACAGCCCAGGGGGCUGGCCUGAGAGCCCCAUCAGCCAAGAAACAGCCCACCGUCUCCAGGCACCAGACUCUGGCUUCUGCACCUUCCGACGAUGACUUUGUCACCCCCAAGCCCCGGCGUGCUACUCGCCAGCGCCCGAACACCCAGCAGCGAACUUCCAGAAAGAAACCCAAAGUUGUCUUCUCAAGUGAUGAGUCCAGUGAGGACGAGCUCUCGGCAGAGAUGACAGAAGACGAGACACCCAAGAAAACCACCCCCAUCCGCAGAGCGUCUGCCCGCAGGCACAGGUCCUAGGAAGCCGUGCUGCCCGUCCUCAGCCCUCGGAGCACACCUCGCGGCGCGCCCUCUAAUUCCAGCCCCAUCCCCCUUGGCUUUUAGCCCACACGUGAUGUUUAGGACAUCAGGUGUUUCUCUGACACCAGCCUCAGUCCCCCAGGUGAGCUGCUUUCACUUGGCAAUAGCCGUCGGCCCCUCUCCUUGUUUUCUAGUGAAUAAAUGUUUUUAUACUUUUA